GUUGACUUCUCGUGCGCAUGAUCAAAAUGUUUGCAUGUUGUGAGACAAAAAACGAAAGAGUUCACCUCCCAUGUAUUUUUGGCAGAAGCGGUGGCCCAUAUGCUGCUCACUUUUAUUGAUAAACACAUCCUCGUGGAACUAAAGAGGUCACUCAACACUGGUUUGUGUAUAAUGUAGUGUUUUCACGAGGGGACGCAGUCCGUUUCGUGAACAAGGACACCGUCCCGCUUCCUACCCAUCACUAUAGUCUCGCUUGACUAGCACGGUGGCGUGCUCCGAAAAAAAAUAGGGUCAAAUUGUGGCAUCCUUCCUUUCUCCUUACAAUGGCUGCAGUUGAUCCUCGUCUUCAAAUAGAAAUUGGUGGAAAUCCAUCUGCUGUUGACAUACGGGCACUUCUUAUUCCAACAGUCCCAGUUAUCGCUCCACGGCACUAUUUAAAAUAAGAUGGCAAGUAAAGGUAAGACGCAAAUGAACUAUUUCUUUCCUAAUUUCAUAUGAACAACUUGCAAGUAGCAGGGGUACCCGGCAACUUCUUGAUUCUUGAAGAUAAAGCCAAUUCAAUAGCGUUGGACUUCCUGGAACGAAGAGGGACUCCAACUAUUCAGGUCAACAAGAAAGGAACGGUCAUUGGCUUUGUCUGGAACGCAACGAAGGACAAGGACAUCGUAAAGGAGCCAAUCCCCAACGAGAUUCACAGGGAUGAUGCACGUUUAGUGCGGGUUGAGAUGUAUAGUAAAAUUAGCGAUCCCGAUACUGUUUACAUUGGUGAACUUCAUUUACAUGCCCAGAGUGAGGCGCUGGACGGCACAGUGCCGACAUCAACAACAUAUCGUCUUUGGACGAAUGCGGAGACGGAAUCUCUCUUCGCCUUCGUCCUCGGAAAGAACCGAAAGGAGCAGGAGCAGGAGCAGGAGCCGCAGAAGGAACUCGACAGCAUCAGCAUCGUCGCGGACGAUGAGGAAGAUGUGGCGGUGGAGCUUAUGGGAAAGUCGUCGGAUGGCACACUGCUGGGGCUGGCCGUCGGAGGCGAAAAGGUCGUAGUGGACAUGUCGGACGGCACCAUCGAAACUGGUACACAUACGAUGUACUUGCAGAGCAUCGAAGAGACGGCGGAUCGCACGCUGUCCAUUGACGCGAUAGCGGCCGAGAAAUCUCCGGACAAACAAGUCAAGAAGGCACGGGAAAACAUGCUCAUUUCCAUCGUUGUCGCUGUGAUCAUCGCUCUUCUCGGUAGGAACGCUCCCGGAAAGCCGUGUGUCGUCAACUUCGCCGAAGGGUUCCCUGUCGCGAACGGAACGAUGGUCGCUGUGCCGGAUAUCGCGAUCCCAAGUCGGCCUCUCGCCGUCGGUCUGAGCGGCCUGCAACUAGCGAAUCUGUGCUUGGUCGGGGCAGAACCGCCGCCGGCCGGCCUCCACCACGACGGUAAUGGCCACGACGACAGCUACAGCCACAGCGACCACGACGUUGCCACCAACCACGACAACCGUGACGGCGACAGCGACGGCGACAGUAUUCACCAGGGGGACAGGAAGGCGGCCGCGGAAAAUGUGGAGAAGCUGGCGCAGACUGUGCGAGCUCUGGACGCGGCCCGCGCCAAUAUCACGGACGUGAACGCUCAGCUCGCGGCCGUCAAAACGACCUCAUCGGAAGAGGUUCGCCUCGUGGAGAUGGAGCGGCAGAAAGUCUCUCAAGAGGUCGAAAGACUCACCACCAUCGUCGUACCCGAGCUUUCCGGCUCGGUGCGGAACCUGACCCUUGAGAACGAGGCAAUGAAGUCCGCCAUCCGGAAACUCGGAACCGAACUGAAACACACUGAGAAAAAGGUGCAGAAGGCAGAGAACUCCUUAACGAAUUUGGAAGCUAAACAUGCUGCGAGCCGAGAGGAAAGCGAUCACCGCACGAUGGUGGCAGCCUCGACGAUCGAGGAGUAUCGCCAGCGCACCGAGGCCGUCCUCACGUUAUACGGGCUUGCCGAAGCCGGCAUCACGUUGCCCGCUGGGCUGGGCGACACGAAGGAUCUUUCAGAAUUGGUGCAGAAGGUUCAAGCCCUGGAAGGAACCGCGUCGACGAACGCGGCCAAGAUGGAAGUGCUUCUCUUUGACAGCAUUGCCUUUCACGAGGGACAAGAUAAGAUGUUGAGGGAUCCCAUGACCGGCAACAGGACGUACACCGUGGCGAAACGAUGGGAACUCAUCCGCCACCAUAAAGGCGAGAUCAGUCGCAUCCGGGAGGCCCUCAUGUUGGUCAAGAAGGAGCGAAAGCGGCAGAAAGCAGAGCUCUCCGCGGCUUGGGUUUCCGCGACCUCUAUUCCACCUCUGAGAGCCUCUCAACGGACCCUCACCGAAAUUAUCGCGCCCACGAUCGUCGCCGAACGGAAACCGGACGGAACGUACGCCGUCGUGGACGAUGCCGGAGCGCUUCUCAUGCACCCGGCUGGAAACCGGUUCUGGACGAUCUGCGUAACGGUCUCGAAGCUCAGCUCAACGGUAAAGCUGGCAGAGCCGAGUAGUAACAUAGAAACCCCACUUAAGGAGGAAGCAGCACUACAUGCCUCCACCAUUGGGCCAUCUUUGACGCUUGCACCCCCCGACCAGUCCUUGCAGUACCUUUCCUUCGAGGCCCUGUUAGCUGCUGUCCAAGCGCAUGCCACUAAGGAAGGAUAUGCUCUGACAGUUGGACGAAAAAGCGGCGACCGUGUGGCGCAGCUGCCGUCGGAAUAA
Fimicolochytrium jonesii is the source of this 2720-nucleotide messenger RNA. RefSeq lists its product as uncharacterized. The transcript is spliced from 10 exons. Bases 495 to 2720 code for a protein of 741 amino acids. NCBI's taxonomy places the organism in Eukaryota, Fungi, Chytridiomycota, Chytridiomycetes, Spizellomycetales, Powellomycetaceae. The record is from RefSeq and is a predicted model, not a curated record.